This is a messenger RNA of Gryllus bimaculatus (two-spotted cricket), 1485 nucleotides long. The record is from the annotation of a GenBank genome assembly. Lineage: Eukaryota; Metazoa; Arthropoda; Insecta; Orthoptera; Gryllidae.
GUCAUGUAGAGAACUAUAAGAGACGAUAUUCACUCCUUCAGAAUAAAGCAAUUAUGUGGGAGUUGUGGUUAAGUUUUGUGGUGUAGUUUACAACUGACAAAACAUCACCUCCAACAAAAACUGCAAAUAGUGUGCUAUUACAGUGUGUAUUGCCUUGCCAAAGUAGCUGCUACAUCAAUUGAAUUAAAUACUUUGUAUUUGGCAUUUUCAAGUGUGGGGAUGGAGCCUCAUCAGGGUAACCAAAUACCCCUUUCUGGAAGCGAAAGUGUUGAUAACAAAAGAGGAAACGCUACCAGUAGUUCAUCAAUUUCCAAACGGCGAAAAAAAAGAAAAGGGAAAGCCAAGAAAUAUAACAAAUUCACUGCAAUUGCAGGAUGUAAAGUGUAUGCCGAAUUUCCCAGAUGGAGUCCUGCUUUCAUACGGUUGAUGUUGGAUUUCAUGCACAACGGUCAAACAUGUCCUAAGCUGACUCGAAGAAUAGAAAAAGUGCCAGUAGAAGAACGCCAAAGUUUGUGGGAUGAAUUAGUUUCAAAAUUGGAGCCUCCAACAUUUCGAAAUGUACUCGAUUACAUAAAGAGAUUUUUGAAGAUAAAUACAAGAAACAAUGAGGUGUUGGAGCCUCCAAAGUUCAGGAUUCCACUUUGUAAUCAUUGUGGAUUUCUCAACAUACAUAAUGGGCAAAAUGUAGUCAUAUGCUUCAGAUGCAAGAGGAAACUGCCUAGUCCAGAGAUGGCAUAGAUUUCUGAGGACCAGAAUUCUCUUGGUCAAUUGAAAGAAGAAACAAAAUAACUAAGAAAAAAAGGAAAGGGAAUAGGAAUGGUUACCACAAGAUGAUAAUUUCUGUGCUAGAGACAUAAGAAACAUUUCUUUUGGAAGGAACUUAAUAAAUAAAAUGUGCCACAAGAACAUGCUAGACUAAAUGUCCGAAGCAUUUUCAUAUUACAAAAUUGAUAUUUGUUGUCAAUUUUCAUGUCUGUGAGUUGUGGGAAAGCUUGAUAAAAUUUUCAUUACGUUUUUAAAAUUAUCAUUUAACUCAAAAAAUGUAAAAAAAAAUACUUUCUUUUUUAAUUUAAAAUCUUUUUUUUAAAAAACUUUAAAAAACAAACCAAAAAAACAUGUGUGAUUUUUCUAUGGAGAAGUGCAAUGUCUCAUUGUACAUGGCUUUUCUGAGCUCUGGGAUUUAUUCCCAAGUUAAUGUGAAUUAUGAAGACAGGUAGGAGCAAGCAGAAAAGAAUUGAUAAAAAAAUAUUACCUACCCUAUAAUAAAAUAUUUGGAAAAGAAAAAACUUCAUAUUUUGUUGAUUAUCCCUUUUUGUGCCCUACAAUAAAAAAUUUAUUUCCAUUUGUGUGAACACAGAAGCAAUUAUUUGAAUAAGUAUAUUUCAUACUGAGCUCACAGAAAGUUGAAGUCAUAUUUAUGUCCAGAAGCAAAACAAGGGUCUAUCUCAGCAUUUGCUCAAUGGAUCAGGGAAACUCAUGAAAAAC